AAAAGGAGAGAGGCCUCGCCUCUUCUCCGGCCGCUCCGCCUAUCCCAACUUGGCCACUUGCCUUGCUUUUGAGCCGUCUCCUUUAAGAGCCGGGCUUGUAACCUUGAUAUCCCGCGCCGGAAGCCGAGCGACGCGCUCAGUUCAGCUUUUCCGAGCAAAGGUAUCGGCAGCUGGGGUUGCCACCCGCGCUCGGGCAGGGGCGGCUGGAGUUCUGCGGGCGCGGGCGCUGGGCUAUGGGGAAAAGCUCCGCGGCUGGCUUGGCGGGGCUCAGCGCUGGUUUAACUUGAAGAAUUCAACCAGGGAAGAGCAGAUGGUAAGAGUUACCUCAUGUUGCCUACUUCUAUCCAUUUUGCCCUGCUGUGAUGGAUGAAUGGAAGCCUAACCCACAACCCAAGCCGUGGAAGAAACGCAGCUGGUACCUGGCCUGGAAGUACAAGUUGACAAAUCAGAGGGCACUCAGAAGAUUGUGCCAGAUGGGAGCCGUCCUUUUCUUGCUGGUAACUGUUAUUGUGAACAUAAAGUUGAUCUUGGACACUAGAAGAGCAGCCAGUGAAGAAGAAGAAUCAGCUCAGGAUUAUGAUGAAGGUUUGCAGAAGCUAGAGAUCCCUCGGCGGCCUAUCAAUAGCAGAAAAGUUCUGGACAUUGAGGUCUAUUCCAGUCGCUCCAAGGUUUAUGUUGCCGUUGAUGGGACCACGGUUUUAGAAGACGAAGCGCGGGAACAAGGCAGAGGCAUCCAUGUCAUUGUGUUAAAUCAGGCCACAGGCCAUGUGAUGGCAAAGCGGGUUUUUGACACCUAUUCUCCCCAUGAAGAUGAGGCCAUGGUCCUAUUCCUCAACAUGGUGGCCAAGGGUCGCGUCCUUAUCUUCACAAUUAAGGAUGAGGGCUCCUUCCACCUUAAAGACACAGCCAAGAGUCUCCUGAAGAGUUUAGGGAGCCAGAUUGCAGCUUCCCUCAGCUGGCGAGACAUGUGGACAUUUGUGGGGAAGAAAGGAGGUGAAGUCUAUGGUGAGAAACAUGCCAAGUCCGCACUGCUCUCCUCAUGGGGAGAGCCAGUCUUACUGAAAACCGAAGUCCAAUUAACCUCUGUGGAAGAGGCAGAAUGCCAUUGGCCAGAUACUGAGUUGAAUCGGCGGCGAAAGCGUUUUUGCAGCAAAGUCGAAGGUUAUGGAAGUGUCUGCAGCUGUAAAGAUCCUACACCUAUAGAGUUCAAUCCUGAUCCACUGAAAGACAACAAAGUUUUUGAUGUACCUGUUGCUGUCAUUGCAGGAAACAGACCUAACUACCUGUACAGGAUGCUGCGGUCUCUUCUGUCAGCACAAGGGGUCAAUCCUCAGAUGAUAACAGUUUUUAUUGAUGGAUAUUAUGAGGAGCCAAUGGAUGUAGUUGAAUUAUUUGGCCUGAAGGGAAUCCAGCACACACCCAUCAGCAUUAAAAAUGCAAGAGUCUCUCAGCAUUACAAGGCCAGUUUGACCGCAACAUUCAACUUGCAUCCGGAUGCAAAGUUUGCUGUGGUAUUGGAAGAAGACUUGGACAUUUCCAUCGAUUUCUUCAGCUUUCUAAGCCAGUCUAUCUAUUUGCUGGAAGAAGAUGACAGCUUGUAUUGCAUCUCUGCUUGGAAUGACCAGGGAUAUGAACAUACCGCUGAGGACCCUUCACUUCUGUAUCGUGUAGAGACCAUGCCAGGCCUGGGCUGGGUGCUAAGAAAGACUCUGUAUAAGGAUGAAUUGGAACCCAAGUGGCCAACACCAGAGAAGCUUUGGGACUGGGACAUGUGGAUGCGCAUGCCGGAACAGCGGAAAGGCCGUGAAUGCCUCAUCCCAGACGUGUCCCGUUCAUAUCACUUUGGCAUUGUUGGCCUCAACAUGAAUGGCUAUUUCCACGAAGCCUAUUUCAAAAAGCACAAGUUCAACACGGUCCCCAAUGUACAGCUUAAGAAUGUGGAGAGUUUAAAGAAAGAUGCAUAUGAAAUUGAACUUCAUCGUCUGCUCAGCGAGGCCGAAGUCCUAGAUCAUAGCAAAAAUCCUUGUGAGGAUUCUUUUGUCCCAGACACUGAAGGAAAAACCUACGUGAUGUACAUAAAGAUGGAGCAGGAGGCAGAUUUCACUACUUGGACUCAACUUGCCAAGUGCCUCCACAUUUGGGAUCUGGAUGUCCGGGGGAAUCAUAAAGGACUAUGGCGGCUCUUUCGGAAAAAGAAUCAUUUCUUGGUUGUAGGAGUCCCUGCCUCUCCAUAUUCAUUCAAAAAACCUCCUUCGGUGACCCCAAUCUACAUGGAACCCCCAGCCAAGGAUGAGGCAGCAGGAGCAGAGCAAACAUGAAGCAAAGCAUGGAGCGUUGACCAUAUUGCCUUCAUAGCCUUCAGGAUAGGAGGGCAGAGGAACACUUAGAACUCUCUGGGACUGGCUUUUCUCUGGAAGUCUUGAGAAGUAGGACAAGCCAAAGGGAGCUCUCCCCAGCCCCCAUCCUCAGGCUGCUACUGAGAGAGGAUAAAUUGCCUUGGAAGAACAGGCGUCUUUAAUAUUUUUCUAAGCCACUGAAACAAUGCAGUUGUCUCAUUUUUAAUAUUGAUGCUUUACUAAUUGUGGGCCACUAUUUCCCCAAAUUGGGGUUGGGCCUAAGGGAGCUGAUUGAAAGGGAUUGAGUCCCUUUGGAAGCUCUCUCCACAUUGUUAUAUAUAUAUA
This is a messenger RNA of Pseudonaja textilis, 2681 nucleotides long. It is a transcript of the gene POMGNT1, whose product is annotated as protein O-linked mannose N-acetylglucosaminyltransferase 1 (beta 1,2-). Gene Ontology annotation, cellular component: Golgi membrane. Gene Ontology annotation, molecular function: beta-1,3-galactosyl-O-glycosyl-glycoprotein beta-1,3-N-acetylglucosaminyltransferase activity. Lineage: Eukaryota; Metazoa; Chordata; Lepidosauria; Squamata; Elapidae. The record is from RefSeq and is a predicted model, not a curated record. Gene Ontology annotation, biological process: protein O-linked glycosylation via N-acetylgalactosamine.